AUGAUGGACGAAGCACGGCCUCCGCCCCAACAGCUAACGGUGCAAGAGGCAGCCAAUUGGAAGACGUUCGAUCAGAUCAAUGAACGCCGGGUAGAGCUGCAACGAUACGUGAAUCGCAGGAUCCUACCACAGAAACCAGAGGAUCUGACCAUCAAAGACAAGAUCAUUUUGAUCCAGCACCUCAUCCUGUGUCUGUUCACCUACCAGCCGGCCGUUCGUAAUGAUUACUCAGAGUGCCCGGUCGUCCGUCACGGGGACAUCAAGACCACUGAGGCGCGGGAGCUCAUGUCAUCGUCUAAGAACUACAUGGUAGAAUACGAGAAGGACCAGUUUCAUGAAAGCGUCGGGAAACAGAAGAGCAAGGAAGAUGACGAGCGAACAAAGAGAGCAAAGAUGCACUUACACGAUCUCACUUUGCAGAUCAUGAACCAUUACUUUGCCGUUGUGCGUUCGACAAAGGCGGUUUACCUAAAGACAAUCUACUCAAGAGACGCAAACGGGAAGCUUGAGUCCGACGAGACCAUCCAUCGGUCCGGCCGGGACUUUCUGGAGGUCUGCAGAAACUUCCAGCUCGAGAGCCUACCUGGGAAGAACAAAGAGGUUGCCAGGUUUUGGGAGAGCAACCCUAAGCGGCGGGAAUACGAUCAGAUCGUGUUCGAGCCGGACCCAUCAAAGGGGUCCCCGCGACAUUUCAAUCUGUUUUCCGGGCUGAGAUUCAAACCGCUCGACCACAAGUUGACGGAGGCGGAGUUCAUGGAGUGCGAGGUACAGAUGCCAAAGCUUAUGUGGCACCUUCGCAACAUCGUGUGCGAUGGCUCAAACGAACGAUUCACCGAUAACAUCAGUUGGAUGGCGCACGCCGUGCAGAAGCCUUGGAGGAAGGUUGGAGUGGCUCUUGUUUUCCGCAGUGGGCAAGGGUGCGGAAAGUCUGUAGUGUGGGACUUCAUUGGACGCGAGAUUCUUGGUGCCAAGUACUAUCUUUAUUGCAACAACAUCGACACGGUCAUUGGAAAAUUCAAUUCAUUGGGAGCCAAUAAGCUUCUCAUUACUUUUGACGAGGCAGGAAAUUGGGGAGGGGCGUUCCGGAUGAAUGAUCGGAUGAAGUCGCAAAUCACUCAGGAGACGACGUGCUUGGAGCGUAAAGGCCAAGAUCCGAUCAGCGUGCAGGACAAGAGCAACCUCGUUUUUACGACCAAUAAUUACUCGCCAGUGAAACGGGAGGCCGACGACCGACGAUACUCUUGUCAGCAAGUAUCAGAUACCAAAAUGGGCGACAAAGAGUACUUUGAUGCACUUGUGGAAGAGUUGGAAAAACCCAUGACCGCAUAUUACAUGUAUCGGUAUCUUUCAUCCAUUGACAUCUCCGACUGGAAUCCUCAAAAGAUGCCAAUUACAGCUUGGGGGGAAGGCCUAAAGGAACAUUCGAUUCCACCCCAUGUCAACAUGAUGCAAGCGUUGCUUGAGAACGGGUGCUUUCACCCGUCCUUGGAGACGUGGGUAGCAUCAGCGGACAUCAAGCGGACUUAUGACACAUUUUUGCAUCAGAUGGACAUCAAAGAAGACCGCCAUACCGACAUUAAUCUCUUGAUGCGCUCUUUAAAUGCCGUUUUCAAGAUGCGACCGCAGGCACGCUCCAUUGAGAAGGUUCGAACCCACAAGGGAUGGUGGUUCGCCCCACAGGGCGCUAUCUGCGAGGCCCUGCACAAAGGGAAGCUUCUGAGCUCGACCGUGGAGUGGGUUGAUACCUGGCAACGACUCGAGUACGUGGAAGACAAGGAAGGCCCAUGGAUGACGGAACCGACGGCUCUUCAAGAGCUGGUUGAUGCUUUGGGAAGGUCGCGAAAAACCGUUGCGGAUCAAAAAUGCUCGUUCUGCUCCAACCGUCAUAUGUGGGAAGUGAGACGAGGUGAGGACGGGAAAGUACAGACUCGAGAAAGGCCAGAAGAUGAUUCUUUCCAAAGAGAUUGA
Messenger RNA from Klebsormidium nitens, 1968 nucleotides. Lineage: Eukaryota; Viridiplantae; Streptophyta; Klebsormidiophyceae; Klebsormidiales; Klebsormidiaceae. The record is from the annotation of a GenBank genome assembly.